Messenger RNA from Pygocentrus nattereri (red-bellied piranha), 2056 nucleotides. Its product is annotated as transmembrane protein 255B. Bases 144 to 1202 code for a protein of 352 amino acids. The record is from RefSeq and is a predicted model, not a curated record. The transcript has 9 exons. NCBI's taxonomy places the organism in Eukaryota, Metazoa, Chordata, Actinopteri, Characiformes, Serrasalmidae.
CGCGUCCGUGGGUCUGCGCGCUCCAGCGUGGCGAGCUGAGAGGGGCGGACAGAGCGGCGUUGAAGGGGAAGGAGUUGCUCUUUCAGCCGCGGCUCUUCUCAGGAGUUUGUCCUCGUUAGUCCACCAGAGCGGCGGAGUCAGAGAUGCAGCAGCCGCAGCAGCAGCAGGCGGUUCAGGCAGCGGCGGACAGCGGGGACCCUGCAGAGCAGUACUCAAAGCGACGUCGCACAGCGCUGUGGUGCACUGUGGUUCUGCUCAUGCUGUCCAUCGUCGUGCUGGUGAUCGGGCUCCUCUCUGCCACCCGCACUGGCAACGUAGCAGUGGCUGGGUACUACCCUGGCAUUAUACUGAGCUUUGGAACGUUUCUGGGCAUUGUCGGGCUAAAUGUGGUGGAGAAUCGCAGGCCUAUGUUGGUGGCCUCCAUCAUUUUCGUCAGCCUGGGUGUAAUCUCCUGUUUCUUCUGCGCCAUCGUGGAUGGCAUCAUUGCAGCUGAGUUUAUUGACAGGAGACCUCUAAUGGAGGGGAGGUGUGAGUUUUACGCCAGUGGCUCGGGCUACGCGUAUGACAACUACUACACUGAGGUUACGUGUCAGUCCUUUAAUGAGCAGUGUAAACUGAAGGUGAAGAGCAACACCUGCUACUGCUGUGAUUUACACAGUUGUGAGAGCACAGACUACCACGCCCAUUACUUUGAGUUUACGGGUGUGGGUAGUUGCUGGGAUGUGGUGCACCUGCACAGGCUGCUGUGGUCAAAUGUAGUGCUCAAUGUACUGGGAGUCUUCCUGGGCAUCGUCACUGCUGCCAUACUAGGAGCCUUCAAGGACAUGGCUCCAGCUGUUCAAACUCAGAUGUCUCCCAGUCCUGCUCCACCACCUCACAUCCUCUAUAACCCCACCCAGCACAUGCUCACCUAUGCAAGCUUCUGCCCCUCAGGACAGGCCUUGCCCGCCUACCCUAACUACCCAAUGCCCAUGCAGCACCUGAACGGUUACCCAGGACCGAGCCCUUCUCAGCCUAGCCCUGAGGUGGCUGUGUCCCCAUCAGAUGAGAGUCAGCCUCAAGCCCAGUCCAGCACCAACCCCUCAGUUCCAUCCCAGUCCACUUCACAAGACUCCUCUGGCUACAUGCUCACUCCUAAUGCACCUUCGCUCUAUGGGCACUCGUUAGGGUCCUUUGAGAAGCCUCCACCUUAUGCCUGUUGAAGGACAACUUUAUGCCUUGGAAAUGGAUGGCACAAAACAUUCCAGUUCUAAAGUUUUGGCAGGAUGUUAGAAAAAGAUUAAUAGUUUAUCAUUAUGGGGUCUAAUCUAAGCUUUUGGUUUUUAAUUAAUGUAAUUAUGUACUAGAGAAAACUGCAUUCUGUAAAUACUUUGACAGUGAUGCUGUUUGUCCUUUCUACUCACUAUUACAGCGUUUUUGAUUACAGAGGAAUGAUAGUUAACUAAGUAAGACAAAGUGAAAAUACAGAAGUUUAGUUUGAGGAUUCUGGCUUAAAAUUUGCAUGUAAUCUCAUCUUAUUUGCCCUCUAAUGUAGCAUUUUGUUGCUUGUGAGCCUUAGUUUGGCAGAAUGCCUGAUUUUAUUUAUUUAUUUAUUUUUUGCCCAUCAGUGUUCCCUCAGUACAGUACAGCAAACAAUCAUUCAGGGUCCCCUCACAGUGAUGAGUCUUUAAACUGGAAAAUCUCACUCCUGAGACAGACCAUGUGUAAAACAGAUGUAGCAAUGGUUACGGCUUUCAUGUUGGCCAGAGUGCCACUUUAACAUGCAUUAUACGAUGAAGCAUAUUGGGCUAAAUUUGUCAUACAUUUGAGGGAGCCGUAGAGCAAAUACCAAUCUUAAAUUGCCACGUGUAGUACAUGGUUGCAAAUCUUUUCCAUUUAACAACUCAGACGUUUGCCACCCACUGACAUCACCAGAUGCUGGACAUGUUCCCUGGUGAUGCUUUGCUAAAAAUCUGAUGCAGCCAUUUCAGUUUCUGCUUACAUAAUUUUUGCCUUCAGUAAGUAAAAAUGCUGCUUGGGCAAAAUCUUCCACUUUUUGUAGGUGAAGAACUCCAAA